AUGUUCGCCGUCCCAGGCUGGUCCCUCGAGACCUCUGCUCUCAAGCAGCAGCAGGCCGAAUCUUCCCAGAAGCAAUCUUCGUCCAAGAGCUCGACUGGGGCUAAUAGCACCCCUAUCAUCAGUCGGGACAAGAAGCGCAAGCGCGAAGAUCAUGUCACCAAGGGUAACGUGGAUGAGAUGUACCGUCGGCAUAUUGAGGGCCAGAAACCGACUCCCAAGGGCCAGAAGCAGAAUGCGAACAACAAUGGUGUGAAGGCUGAUAGGAAGUCUAAGAAGGGUGGAGAUGGCCAGGGAAAGCAGAAUCAAGUGACGAAAAAUCAGCCCAAAGACGAGAAGACCGAGGCUACCGGGGAGGAAGGAAAGCCUGCCAACAAGAAGCAGAAGAAGAACAAGAACAAGAACAAGCAGCAAGAAGGACAGCAAGAAGUCUCAACUGAAACUCCAGCCGCCGAGACCCUGCCUGUUGCUCCACCGAAAACAGAAGCCAUUCUUACUCCUCUCCAACAAGCUAUGCGACAGAAGCUGAUCUCAUCCCGUUUCCGCCAUCUGAACGAGACGCUGUACACGACACCCUCUGCCAAGGCCUUUGAGCUUUUCAGCGCGAACCCGGAAUUGUUCGACGAGUAUCACGCAGGCUUCUCUCGCCAGGUCAAGGAGUCUUGGCCUUCCAACCCUGUCGAUGGCUACAUCAGGGCCUUCCGCGGUAGAGGGGCAGUCCGUGGCCCUCCCAAGAAAGGAAAGCCCGAUAACAAGCGGAAUUCCGCUCUCGCCCUUCCUCGUCGGCCCAACGGACUGUGCACCAUUGCUGAUCUUGGCUGUGGUGACGCCCAACUCGCCCGUGCCCUGUUGCCUUCCGCCCAGAAGCUGAACCUCAAGCUUCUCAGCUACGAUCUCCAUGCCCCCGAGGGCUCUCCGAUCACCAAGGCAGACAUCUCCAACCUCCCGUUGGCAGACGGCUCUGUUGACGUGACUGUCUUCUGUCUCAGUCUGAUGGGCACCAACUGGGUCUCCUUUGUGGAGGAAGCAUGGCGGGUCCUGCGCAGUGACGGCAAGGGCGAGUGCUGGGUCAGUGAAGUCAAGAGUCGCUUUGGCAAGGUGCACCGCAAGAAGGCACAGAUCGGAGCAAAGAAGCCUCUCAGCAAGUCAGAGAAGAAGAAGCUCAAGAAGAAGGCUGGUGAUGAUGAAGGCUCAGACGUGGAUGAUGCAGAUAUCUAUGCUGAAGACGCUCGUCCGGCCGACAAUGACGACGAGACGGAUAUCUCUGCUUUCGUGGAGGUGUUCCGCACACGAGGCUUCCUUCUGAAGCCCGAGUCAGUUGACAAGUCUAAUAAGAUGUUCGUGAAGAUGGAGUUUGUCAAGGCGGGUGGUGCUCCUACGAAGGGUAAAUAUGCCUCGACGGCAGGCGCGGGUGCUGGUCCUGGAAAGAAGAGGUUCAUUGACAGAUCUGCUCUUGCUGACAAGGGGAUGACCGCAGAGGAAGAGGCUGCUGUUCUCAAGCCUUGUGUCUACAAGAUCCGGUAG
Molecule: messenger RNA, 1521 nt
Organism: Aspergillus niger
Lineage: Eukaryota; Fungi; Ascomycota; Eurotiomycetes; Eurotiales; Aspergillaceae
Exons: 1
Coding region: 1-1521 (506 amino acids)
Biological process (GO): rRNA methylation; ribosomal large subunit biogenesis
Cellular component (GO): nucleolus
Molecular function (GO): rRNA (adenine) methyltransferase activity
Source: RefSeq, a predicted model, not a curated record